Solanum tuberosum (potato) is the source of this 1409-nucleotide messenger RNA. RefSeq names its product myb-like protein I. The coding region runs from base 1 to 1392 and encodes 463 amino acids. The record is from RefSeq and is a predicted model, not a curated record. The transcript has 3 exons. Lineage: Eukaryota; Viridiplantae; Streptophyta; Magnoliopsida; Solanales; Solanaceae.
AUGGCCAUAGAGCCGCCGGUACAGCAGCUCCGACUGCCGGACCAAGCCCAUUCGACGCGCAAUCCCAACAGCUACAAACCCCAACAGGGCGCUUCAUCAGAAUCUUCAGACAAUUCUUCGAAAUUGCAGCGCAUUGAGGCGAUCCAUGUCGCGAUUUCGGAAGAGGAAUUGGACUGGGCUCGCAAAAUUAUUUCCUUAGAGCAAUUUGGCGAAAUCGCCGCAAACUUGUCUCAGAUGCGCCGUCAAAUUCGAACGUCUUCCGGUGAAGUUAGUGAUAUUUCUACCACUGGGGAAUCUUCCCCAGGUCCUGGAGUUCAUCCUACUAAAAAUUUAAAUCAUUUUGACGGUGCAAUCGCCGGCAACACUAAUUCCAAUAAAGCUACCGGAGCUCCGAUCAACAAUGAAAAUAAUACUAUACAACAAAUGACUCAAUGCGACAAGGAAAACACCCCUGAGGUAACAACACCAGUUAAUCAACAAGAGAAUAACAUUUACAAUUCUUCCAAUAUACAGAGCAAUGCUGCAGCACAAGCAGAGGAGCAAAACAGUGAAGAAGAACGGGAAUCAAUCAGGAGGAUGAGCAUGCUGAACCAAGGAAACAAUCAAGACAAUGAGCAUACCCCAUAUCAAAGGGUGGAAGUUGUGAAUCAAGAACAAAUGCCCAGGAACAACCAGGUAAUCACAGAUGAAAAUGUCCAUGGAAAAACGCAGGUUGAUCAAGCUGUAGCAGCUAAGCAAAACCAGGAAUGGACUAUGCCAAAGACUAAGGAACAGGACAAAAAUUCAAUGGCUAAACAACACAAUAAUGGGGAGAAAGUCAUCUGGAAAGUGAAGGACAAUAACAAUCCUAGAAAUAAUACAAUACAACAAAGCAAGGAGGACGGAAGGAAUCAACAAAACAUCAGCAGCAUGGAGGCAGGUCAAUCGAUGAAGCUACAAUUGUGGACUCCAACAUUCAAACCUGCGGAGGAGACACCCAUAGUACCUAUUUGGAUUACCUUGCCGGAACUUCCUUGGCACUGUCAUUAUAUGGAUAUUCUAACUCCUUUGCUGUCCCCUAUUGGUAAAGCCUUAUAUUUGGACUCGGCAACUAUGCAUAAAACUAGGGGAAGUGUUGCUAAGGUUAGAGUUCAAAUUGACAUCACUAGAGAAAGACCUCAACAUGUUUGGCUGGGCUUUUCUGAAAAGGAUCCUAACUUGGGCAAAUGGCAAAUAAUUGAAUAUGAAGAUGUUCCAUCUUAUUGUAUAUAUUGUAAACAUCAUGGUCAUGUUAUUGGAGAAUGCCCAUUGAAAGAAAAAGAUGAAGAGAUCAAGAAAAACAAAGAUCAGGAGGCUGCAAAGAAAAGUCAGGAAAAACAGAGCACUCAACAUACUAAAGGUAUUCAACCAUAGGCUCAAACCAAGGAGAA